AUGGCUUCAGGGUCAUCCCCUGCUCCAUCUUCUCGAUCUCCAAAGAAAAAUGAUGUUUUUAUAAGUUUUAGAGGUGAGGACAUCCGCGGAACUUUCACCAGCCAUCUUUGCGAUGCUCUUCGCAGAAACGGAAUAGAAACAUUCAUCGACAACCGAGUUGACGACGGAAUUGAGAAAGGAGAUGAGGUAUGGCCCUCUCUUGAGAAAGCCAUUGAAGAUUCAACUAUGUCCCUUGUGAUCUUCUCAGAAAACUAUGCAUCUUCCACGUGGUGCUUGGAGGAGCUUACAAAAAUAUUAGAGUGCUACAAAAAUCAAGGUCACCGUGUUAUGCCAGUGUUCUAUAGAGUAGAUCCUUCACGUGUGAGGAAGCAGUCUAGGAGUUACAAGAAAGCAUUUGAAGAACAUGAGCACGAGAGAAACAUCGAUAUACAACAACUGCAAAAGUGGAGGGAGGCUCUCGCUGAAGCUGCUGGUAUAUGUGGUUUCCCCAUCACCAAUAGAUCUAAUGAAGCCGACAAAAUUAAAGAAAUAGUGGAAAGUGUUAAAAAAAAGUUGGGCAAGCGGUAUCCAAAUGAAGAUAACGGAGAAGACUUGGUUGCAAUUGAAGAGAGAAUGAAAGAUGUAGAAUCACUGUUGGACACGGAGUCCAACGAUGUCCGAAUAAUUUGCAUUUGGGGGAUGGAUGGCUUGGGCAAAACAACUCUUGCAAGAGCAUUAUAUAACAAGCGGCAUUUCGAUCACGAAGGGUCUUACUUUGUGGAAAAAGUGGGAGAAAAGUCAAAGAAUCGUGGAAUAGAGGCUGUGAAGAAAGAUCUUAUUUCGGCAUUAUUAGGGGAUAAAAAUCCUCACACUAGCUCUUACGACAUGACAAGACUUAGACGAAAAGAGGUUUUCAUUGUUUUCGAUGAUGUCGAUAAUUAUGAUCAAGUACACAAUUUGGUUGGAAGACGCGAUUGGUUUAAACCAGGGAGUAAAAUCUUAAUAACAACUGGAGAUAAACAAGUCCUUGGUACUAAAGUAGAUCGUGAUGCUAUAUAUGAACUGAAGGGUUUGGAUUCUAAUGGGGCUUUUAAACUCUUCUCUUCACAUGCCUUUGGAAAAGACUGCCCUAUCCCUGACCCAAAUCUAGAAAGGUUGGCAAAGAAAGUGACUAGGUAUGCAAAUGGAAAUCCAUUGGCCCUAAAAGUUUUAGGUUCCUCCUUGCCUUAUGAGAACGAUCAAGAAGUUUGGGAAAGCCUGUUAGAAAAGCUUCAAAAAUUACCUGAUCAACGAAUUAACGAAGUUCUACAAAUAAGUCUUGAAGGACUUGAUGCUGGAGAGAGAGAGAGUUUCCUGGAUAUCGCAUGUCUUUUAACUGGUGAUAAUGAUGUUGAGGGAUGUCUUUUAACUGAUGGUGUUGAGGCGGUAAAAGAUUUGUUAAAAGCACGACGUGGUUAUUCAAUCUGUUCUGAAUUGAAAAGACUUAGAGAGGCAGCUCUUUUACAAGUUGAUAAAUUUGGGAGAAUAUCAAUGCACGAUCUGCUAAGAGAAAUGGGUCGACAGGUUGUUCGUGAUGGGUCACCAAGGAAUCUUAGAAAGCGCAGUCGAUUAUGGGAUCCUAAAGAAAUAUCUGAAAUAUUGGGGGCAAAAAAGAGAAGUAAAGCCAUUGAAGGUGUAAGACUGAACCUUUCAAAAGUUGGAGAGAUGCGCUUAAGUCCUGGAGCCUUUCUUUCAAUGCCCAACGUAAAGAUUCUUAAUUUUUAUUCUUGUUGCAAAGUCGAUGGUGGAGAUGAAGUCAAAAUAGAAAUCCCUGAUGGAUUAGACUUUUUGCCAGAAGGACUCAUAAAAUUGCGUUGGAUGGCAUACCCUUGUGAGUCCUUGCCAGCAACAUUCAAGGCUGAAAAUCUUGUUCAAUUUGAAAUGCCCCACAGCAGUUUGACAAGACUUUGGGAUGGAGUGCAGAAUCUUCCGAACUUAAUCAAAAUUACGCUCGCUCAAUCAGAAGACUUGAUUGAACUCCCAGAUUUUUCCAAGGCCACACGUCUUGAACUUGUUAAUCUCAAUCUGUGUUCAAAAUUGCAAAGUGUUCAUCCAUCUAUUUUAUCUCGCCACAGCCUGCGUGGUUUAUGGCUACGCCUCUGCAAGUCCCUUACCAGCCUUACAAGCGAUACCCAUCUCCGAUCUCUCAUUCGGCUCGAUGCAGGUGGUUGCUCAAGUCUGGAGGAAUUUUCAGUGACCUCAGAAAAUGAUGAGUUCUAUUUAGACCUUUCAGGAACUGCCAUCAGUGGUGCGUUGCGCUCAUCAAGUGGGCAUCGCAGCAAAAUUCGUUCAUUGUCUCUAAGCAUUUGCAGAAAUGUGACAAGUGUUCACAAAUUGAUUAAGCUGCGUGACCUUCGACGUCUUGAAGCUGGACGGUGUAAUGGGCUAGCAUCACGUCUCCUGUCCAACUGUGAUAAGAUGCGUGCUUUGGAAGUUCUAUGGCUUCCGGAUUGCAAUGAAUUAUCUGAACUUCCUAAUGAAAUCAGGUCGCUGUCAUCAUUAGUUGAGUUAAAUCUCUCAGGGAGUCAUUUACAGACCUUGCCUCUAAGCAUCAAACAUCUUCCACGCCUGACAAGUCUUGACCUGUCUGGAUGUAAAAAUCUUUGUUGUCUAUUAGAGCUCCCUCCCUCUAUCUUGACAUUGAAUGCCGCUAACUGCACAUCCCUUGAGACCAUACAAUAUUCACCUUUGACAAACGAAGGUGAAGAAGGAAAAGAGAAGGCAUAUCCGUGCUUUAUAUUCACAAAUUGCAAGAAGCUGAAUCGACGGGCAAUCAAAGCUGCUGAGGCAAGAGUGCUACUUGAGAUAAAUAAGGCCAUUUAUGACUUUGCUAGAUUGGAAUAUCCAGGAGAAAGACUUCCAAAGUGGUUCGUGUUUAAGAGUACUAAAGAGGAUCCCAUGACUGUGAAUCUCUCUUCGAUUCCACGAUCUUGGGAUGGGAGAUUGUUUUUUGGCGCCGUCGUUUCUGAAUUACCACAGUGGACAGAAAUUGAGGUCCGAUGGUUUGUUGAUAGUCAAUAUGCUUGCAGGGUUGACGAUAGCUCGUUUUUGGUGACGUCGUCAGAUCAUGUUUUUCUUUGGUAUCGUCCAGAUUCAUUACGACAACUAAAAAGGAAGAUUGAAUCAAAGGAAAGAGAUGCUCAAAGCAAGACUUAUCGUCCACGUGUUGAAAUUAAGUUCAGACUCCAUGUUCUUUCUGUACAACCAAAAGAAGGUUUCUUCCCUGAUGCUGCACAUGUCACAGCUGGAGGCUUUUCAGAAACUGAUCUGCUUGUUCAAGUUAAGAGCAAGUCAUCACGGAAGAUAAUUUGCAGCACCAUUGCUAAUUCAGGUGUGCUAUUUGCAUACUCCAUUCAUGUGAAGCCUAAUCUAUUUGGACUGAGGAGGCUUGAAGUUGGCAAAAGUACAUGGAGUGCUAGGGACAGUGGGAUCCAAAGAGGACACGUGGCUUACGAUCACCCAAUAAGUAUGGUGCCUUUGCAUGAUGCUGUUAGCAGUAACCGCAUGGAAUCUCAACAAUAUGAAAGCAGCGUUAUAUAUGCGGAGGAGGGUUAG
Neltuma alba is the source of this 3573-nucleotide messenger RNA. RefSeq names its product TMV resistance protein N-like. The coding region runs from base 1 to 3573 and encodes 1190 amino acids. Gene Ontology annotation, molecular function: ADP binding. NCBI's taxonomy places the organism in Eukaryota, Viridiplantae, Streptophyta, Magnoliopsida, Fabales, Fabaceae. Gene Ontology annotation, biological process: signal transduction; defense response. The transcript is spliced from 6 exons. The record is from RefSeq and is a predicted model, not a curated record.